UAACAAUUUUUGUUGGGGACAUUUAAGGGCCAGUGUCAAGGCAAACGGCCUUAGUUUCAGCUUGACAGUCUCCGUGCAACAACUCGGUGUCAAGGGUUAAUUUACUUGAUAAUCACCAAAUCUCAAAAUGGCAGAACUUGACAUGAUGAACAGGGAUCCCAACAGUCUCAAUGACCACUUGAAGGUGAUGUUCGAGGAUGUUAUCGGGGAGCCCGAAGGAGCCCACAGUGCAGAUUGUGUAUGGCGUAACUCCUACAAAUGCUUCACCUGUGGCAAGAGCUGCUGUUACACCUUCCUCACCUUCAUCUGUGCUAUUCCCUUGUCUCUCUGCUGGGGAUGCGAGUUCGCCAUGAUGUCCUUCCAACACAUCUGGCAGUUCACACCCUGCCUCAGGAUGUGCAGCAGCUAUCUUGGAUGCUACCAGAAAUUCUUCGGCUCCCUCAUCAACUGUUGUUUGGCUCCCAUCUGCGAAGCAUGUGGCCUGUGCUUCAGUAAAAUCGCCGUCGCCAACAAAUAACCCAAAAUCUCAUUAACAACGCUGCAUCAAAAUGCUCAGGUUCCUAUUGGACGAGAAUUGAUCGUGAGGAUGGAAGGGACAUCGACUCUUGACUCUGACUAUUUCUUGAAGUUCUGUCUCGCCGGUUGAGAAAACUGUCUUAACCCCAGAAACUGUGAUAUCUUUCCUUUACCCUUUGAUAUCCAUUGUGUAUAUAUAUAUAUAACUGUUGUGUUCCAUAUACACGUGUAUAUGUACCUAUCUUGUUUAUUUCCUUUCUGUUGUUUGCUUUGACAAUCAAAUUUGAAUCAUAUUGUACAUAGAUUAUUGUCUGUACAAUCCAAAUAAAUCUUUACUCACAA
This is a messenger RNA of Haliotis rufescens (red abalone), 858 nucleotides long. RefSeq names its product caveolin-1-like. NCBI's taxonomy places the organism in Eukaryota, Metazoa, Mollusca, Gastropoda, Lepetellida, Haliotidae. Gene Ontology annotation, biological process: caveola assembly. Gene Ontology annotation, molecular function: molecular adaptor activity. Bases 128 to 517 code for a protein of 129 amino acids. Gene Ontology annotation, cellular component: caveola. The record is from RefSeq and is a predicted model, not a curated record. The transcript has 2 exons.